Vicia faba (fava bean) is the source of this 825-nucleotide messenger RNA. NCBI's taxonomy places the organism in Eukaryota, Viridiplantae, Streptophyta, Magnoliopsida, Fabales, Fabaceae. The record is from the annotation of a GenBank genome assembly.
AUGUUGAGGUUUGUAACAUCAUCUGCGCCCAAAUUCUUUGCCACAAACCCUCUUCGGACCAUUUCACCCUUUGCUUCUCGCUUCCCAGUUCGUUCCAUGGCUGACUCUGCCCCUUUUAACAAAAUCCAGAUUCAAAGAGAUGACAACACAACAUUUGAUGCAUAUGUCAUUGGCAAACAAGAUGCUCCUGGAAUUGUUGUGCUCCAAGAGUGGUGGGGUGUGGAUUUUGAAAUUAAAAACCAUGCUGCCUUGAUUUCUCAACUUAGUCUUGGAUUUAAAGCUCUUAUCCCAGAUCUGUACAGAGGAAAGGUUGGUCUGGAUGUUGCAGAAGCACAGCAUUUGUUUGACGGUCUUGAUUGGCCAGGUGCUGUGAAGGAUAUCCAUGCUUCAGUCGACUGGCUUAAAUCAAAUGGAUCAAAGAAGGUUGGUGUAACUGGAUUUUGUAUGGGGGGUGCUCUCGCAAUUGCAAGCUCUGUGCUGGUUCCACAUGUUGAUGCUGUUGUGGCGUUCUAUGGAGUUCCUUCUUCUGAACUUGCAGACCCUGCUAAGGCCAAGGCUCCUGUUCAGGCUCACUUUGGAGAGCUGGACAAUUUUGUUGGCUUUUCAGAUGUUACGGCUGCAAAGGCUUUGGAGGAGAAGCUAAAGGCAUCCGGGGUUCCAAACGAGGUAUACAUAUACCCUGGCAACACUCAUGCAUUCAUGAACAGGUCUCCAGAAGGAAUAACUAGGAGGAAGAACAUGGGAUUGCCUGACGAAGAUGAAGCUUCAGUUCAGCUGGCGUGGUCUCGCUUCCAAUCAUGGAUGACAAAGUACUUGUCCAGCUAG